Messenger RNA from Cynara cardunculus var. scolymus (artichoke), 769 nucleotides. Its product is annotated as glycine-rich RNA-binding protein GRP1A-like. The transcript has 2 exons. Lineage: Eukaryota; Viridiplantae; Streptophyta; Magnoliopsida; Asterales; Asteraceae. The coding region runs from base 72 to 527 and encodes 151 amino acids. Gene Ontology annotation, molecular function: mRNA binding. The record is from RefSeq and is a predicted model, not a curated record.
AAGCAAUCUUAUCUCGCGCUCCUCUCAUUUUCCCCUUUAAGUCUCUUCUUUUUCUUUAAGUCUCUAUAAAAAUGGCCGCCGCUGAUGUUGAGUACAGAUGUUUCGUCGGUGGGCUUGCAUGGGCCACAUCCGACCGGUCACUUGAAGAAGCUUUCUCUCAGUACGGAGAGAUCAUCGAUUCGAAGAUUAUUAAUGAUCGUGAGACUGGCAGAUCUAGGGGAUUUGGUUUCGUUACCUUCAAGGACGAGCAGUCAUUGAGAGACGCAAUUGAAGGGAUGAACGGUCAGAGCCUUGACGGACGUAACAUUACAGUCAAUGAGGCUCAGUCUCGCAGUGGUGGAGGCGGAGGCGGUGGUCGCCGUGAAGGAGGUGGUGGAUACGGAGGAGGUGGUCGCCGUGAAGGAGGCGGUGGUGGUUAUGGAGGUGGUGGAUACGGUGGAGGCCGUGACCGUGGAUACGGUGGCGAUGAUGGUGGAUCUCGUUACUCAAGGGGAGGCGGUGGUUCGGAAGGCAACUGGAGGAAUUAGAUAAUAGACGUUUAGGUGCAAGUUUUAUUGAUCUUCGUUCCAUGUUCGAUUUCCGUUGUCUGCAUUAGGGGUAAGGGUAAGGGUGGUGGCAAUGGUUGUCAUUUGCUAUCGUGUUCUUCGUUUUUGACCUGUUGUCGGGUAUCUGUUCUCUUUGAUAUUUGGAUCUCAUUGUAAACACGAUGAUUCUCCCAAAAAUUGAAUCGGUUGAAUUUAAUGAUGAAUUGGAUGACAGUUAUUUCAAA